Messenger RNA from Anoplophora glabripennis (Asian longhorned beetle), 1451 nucleotides. Its product is annotated as monoacylglycerol lipase ABHD12. Gene Ontology annotation, cellular component: endoplasmic reticulum membrane. Lineage: Eukaryota; Metazoa; Arthropoda; Insecta; Coleoptera; Cerambycidae. Gene Ontology annotation, biological process: phosphatidylserine catabolic process; proteolysis; monoacylglycerol catabolic process. The transcript is spliced from 7 exons. Gene Ontology annotation, molecular function: monoacylglycerol lipase activity; phosphatidylcholine lysophospholipase A1 activity; serine-type peptidase activity. The record is from RefSeq and is a predicted model, not a curated record. The coding region runs from base 121 to 1251 and encodes 376 amino acids.
GCUGAAAGUUACGAGUCGAUGCAGACCGAUCGUUGUGUAACAAUGUGAAGCUAACCUAACGCUUUAUUAUUAUUUUGGUUAGUAGCUAGGUCUGCACGAUUGCGAGCAUCAGUGUCCGCCAUGAGGCAAAAUGUGUCGGAAGUGAAGGGUAGAAAAGGUUUCUUUAAAUUUAGAUACAAUCUUAUAGUGGACGGUAACGAUAAACAGAGAAAGUGCUCGAAAAAUCUUGCAACAAGAGUAGCAUUCACCACAUGUAAAGUAUUCACAAUAAUAUUCACUGCUAUAUUUGUUAUAUUGCCCUUAAUAUUUAAGUAUUCCUACAAGCUCCAAAGUGCAGUUGUAUUUUUAAAUUUUCUUCACAUACCUAUAAAUGCUGACUACGAGCACCCUGAAAAGUAUGGUCUAGAGAAUGCUCGAAACUUUUAUUUAUUAACAGACGACAAUAUAAAGAUAGGUGUGUGGCAGAUACUUCAUCAAAAUAUAACUUCUUCUACGAAUUAUACUGACGAUCAGUAUUAUGAAGAUAUUUUGGGAAAUGGUGAGAAUGUUAUUAUUUACCACCACGGAAAUGCUGGAACCAGAUUGACACCUCAUCGAAUAGAAUUGUACAAAUUCCUUAGGAAAUAUUUUCAUGUGAUUGCAUUUGAUUAUCGAAGCUACGGUGACUCUUCAAAUGUAGACCCGUCGGAACCAAAUAUCGUCAAAGAUUGCAUGUUUGUUUUCAAAUGGGUAGCUAAUAGAACAAAUGCUAAUAUAUUUAUUUGGGGUCACUCAUUGGGAACUAGUCUUGCAACACAGUCAGUGGUACAAUUACAAAAUCAAGGAUACAAACCUACUGGAUUAAUUCUGGAAGCGCCAUUUAAUAAUAUGCGGGAGGAAAUUAGCGAAUUUCCUUUAGCUGGGAUGUUUAAAUAUUUGCCUUGGUUUACGUACACAGUGGUGGAACCAAUGCAAGCGAACGGUUUUACAUUUCAAACAGAUAAAUUUAUUUGUAAUGUAGAUGCUCCAAUAAUUAUUUUACAUGCUGAGGAUGACCAUGUCGUCCCAUAUAAAUUGGGAUAUAAGCUUUAUCAGAAUGCAUUAAGAUGCAGACAAGGCGCGCAAGGUAAACUGUUAUUUGUUAAAUUCGAUGAAGGUCAUAAUUAUAAUCACAAAUUUAUAUGUAGAGCUCCAGAACUUCAUGAUAUUAUCAGUAACUUCAUUUGUGAAGCAAUUAGCGAAUGCCGAGAAAAGAAACUAUUGACUGUUUAAAACAGCUUUAAAUUAUAUUUAUGUGGGGGUUUUUAAUGGCCAAAGAUAAAAUUUAAAUAUAGGUAUUUAUUUAUAUAAACGUAAACUUUUUUUAGUCUAGAUGAAUUGAUAAUCAUACUGUGAUUUAAUCUAUGUAUUACCAUCGGUACCUAUAUAAAAAUUUUGUACAGAUCUAAUUAAAUGCUCAAUAAAUUCUCGUA